Pistacia vera is the source of this 684-nucleotide messenger RNA. Its product is annotated as peptidyl-prolyl cis-trans isomerase FKBP16-3, chloroplastic-like. The record is from RefSeq and is a predicted model, not a curated record. Lineage: Eukaryota; Viridiplantae; Streptophyta; Magnoliopsida; Sapindales; Anacardiaceae. The coding region runs from base 13 to 423 and encodes 136 amino acids. The transcript is spliced from 4 exons.
CUUCACUUGCAAAUGGCUCUCUCUCCUUCUUCUCUGCUUCUUCCACUUGGUUCUGGUUCUGGCAAAACUCUGUCUACUUGUUGUCAUGGUGUUUCCUGUGACAAGGUUCGAGGUGUGUUUGCGCGGUGCUGGAACAUGAAACUUGGAGUCAGAGCUUCAGGGACUAGAGUAUAUGGCGAUGAGAUGAAUUUCAUUAAGCGGAGGGAGGUUAUUGGCCUGGUUUUGGGAGUUUCAAGCCUCCUUUUGGAGUCAGUUGAGGCCAAAGCAGCCGGCUUGCCUCCUGAGGAAAAACCAAGACUAUGUGAUCAGAUAUGCGAGAAAGAGCUUGAAAAUGUACCGAUGGUGACUACCGACUCUGGUUUGCAGUACAAGGAUAUAAAAGUUGGUGAAGGCCCUAAACCUCCUAUUGGUUUUCAGAGAUGAAGAAGUAAAACAGCUUGAAGUCAAGCGUUUCCUUUCGCUGACCAGGUCAGGUUACCAUCUCUUGAAGGUCUUUCUAUCUAAUGUCACUUGAUUUAUGGUUCUUUUACCGAGGGUACAUUAUUUCACCGGUAAUAGCUUUUCUUCGUACAUUACUUGCAUUGCUUCUUGGAUAAUGUUUGUCAACUACUGAAAAAGCUUUCUUCUUAGUUGUUGCGUGCAUACUUUGAUAUUACCUUAACGUCAAGCUCAAGAAUCAAAUGU